Molecule: messenger RNA, 2883 nt
Organism: Seriola dumerili (greater amberjack)
Lineage: Eukaryota; Metazoa; Chordata; Actinopteri; Carangiformes; Carangidae
Product: NACHT, LRR and PYD domains-containing protein 3-like
Exons: 6
Coding region: 7-2883 (958 amino acids)
Molecular function (GO): protein binding
Source: RefSeq, a predicted model, not a curated record
CUACUUAUGUAUCAGCGGAAACUUAAAUCCUAUAUGAGAAGGAGAUAUGAGCACAUGGCUGAAGGGAUAACAUACCAAGGAGAUACCACAAGCUUCAAUAAAAUAUACACUGAACUCUACAUACUUGAUGGAGACAUUAGAGAAAUCAACAGUGAACAUGAAGUGAGACAGAUUGAGACAGCCAUCAACCGACCAAGGUCUGUAGAAAUGCCAAUCAAGAGUGAAGACAUCUUCAAGCCUUUAUCCAAACAUGACAAACCCAUCCGAACGGUUCUCACAGAGGGGAUCGCGGGCAUUGGUAAAACUGUGCUGGCACAGAAGUUCAUGCUGGACUGGUCAGAGGAGAAGGCCAAUGAAGACAUCCAGCUCCUGUUUUCGCUUCCUUUUAGGGAGCUGAAUUUAAUCAGAAAUGAAGAAAGAAGUUUGAUGGAGCUUCUGCAUGACUUCUCUCCAGACUUGAAAGAAUCUGGACUCAAAGACCUGAAGAUGUACAAAGUUCUGUUUGUACUGGAUGGUCUUGAUGAAUGCAGACUCUGUCUGGAUUUCAAGGGAAAUGAGAGAUGUUGUGAUGCUACACAGUCCGCCUCAGUGGAUGUGCUGCUGACAAACCUCAUUUCAGGUAAUCUGCUACCAAAAGCCAAUCUGUGGAUAACUACCCGACCUGCUGCAGCCGGCUGUAUCCCUCCACAGUAUGUUGACCGGAUCACUGAGGUACGAGGCUUCAGUGACCCACAUAAGGAACAGUACUUCCACAAGAAAAUUAAUGAUGAAAAGUUAGCCAAAAGAGUGGUCACUCACAUCAAGUCAACAAGAAGUCUCUACAUCAUGUGUCAUGUGCCAGUGUUUUGCUUGAUUUCCUCUAUUGUCCUCGGAAAAAUGUGUGCCAAAGCAGGAGGAGGAAAGAUGCCAAAGACACUGACUCAGAUGUACAUCCACUUUCUGGCACAUCAGACCACACAGAUGCACGUCAAGUACUGUGAAGAGCAAGAACUGGACUCUCAAGGGAAUAACAAUAUGAUUAUGUCACUUGGGAAAUUGGCCUUCCAGCAGCUGCAGAAAGGCAACCUGAUCUUCUACGAGGAAGAUCUUAGAGAAUGUGGUAUUGAUGUCAAAAAGGCAUCUGUCUACUCAGGGAUCUGCACUCAAGUCUUUAGGGAAGAGUCCUGGAUGCAGCAUAAAGUCUUCUGCUUUGUGCAUCUGUCUGUCCAAGAGUUUCUUGCUGCAUUGUACGUACAUGUGAUGUACAAGGUCAAUGGUGUAAACCUGAUGGUGAUCAAAGAACCUGAACAAAUCAUCAAAACAAAGCCGGUAUUCCACUUGCACAAAGCUGCAGUGGACAGAGCUUUACAAAGCGUCAACGGCCACCUGGAUCUCUUCCUGCGUUUCCUCCUCGGACUCUCUCUGGAGUCCAGUCAGGGUCUGCUCAGAGGCCUGAAGAUACAAGUAGAAACCUGUGACUCCCAAAGUCACGUAGAAAUCAUCAAGUUCAUCAAAGACAAAAUCAGGCAGACCCCUCACUCUGACAGGUGUAUAAAUCUCUUCCACUGUUUGAGUGAGUUAAAUGAUGACUCUCUGGUGGAGGAGAUCCAGAACUACUUGAACUCGGACCAGGACUCGGCGACAGAUGAGUUCUCUUCAACACAGUGGGCAGCUCUGGUCUUUGUGUUGCUGACCUCACAAAAGCAUCUUGAGCUGUUCGAACUUAAGAGGUACUCCAAGAAUGAAGAAGGUCUUCAGAGGCUCUUGCCAGUCUUAAAAGCAUCCAGAUCAGCAAAGUUGAAUGAUUGUAGACUCACUGCCAACAUUUGCCAGGCACUGUCCUCAACUCUCAGUUCAACAUCAGAACUGUGUGAUUUAGACGUAAGUGACAACAGUUUACAAGACUCUGGCGUUGAGCUUCUCUUCCCCGGACUCCAGAGCCCACACUGCAGACUGAAGACACUGACGCUCAACAGAUGCGGUCUCACCCAGAGAUGCUGUGAACAGCUGGCUUCUGUCCUCACCUGUACCUCAUCACAUCUUCAAAAGCUGGACCUGAGUGACAAUGACAUCGGAGACUCAGGAGUGCAGCUGCUCAGCACCGGACUGGGAAAUGUGUGCUGUAAACUGGAAAUGCUCAGGUUGUCAUUCUGUUGCAUUACGGAGAAAGGUUGUGGUUUCUUGGCAUCAGCAGUGAAAUCCAACCCAUCCCACCUGAGAGAGAUGGACCUGAGCUACAAUCACCUCGGAGAGUCAGGAGUGAAGUUCAUCUCUGAAGCUCUUGAGGAGGGACGAUGUGAAUUAACUAAACUAAGAGUCGACCACAAUGCAGAAUGCUGGUUAAAACCUGGACUGAGAAAAUAUGCAUGUGAGCUCACAGUGGAUCUCAACACCGCUCACAAACUCCUCAUUAUCUCUGAUGGCAAGCGAAAAGUUACCCAGGGUACAGAGGAGCAGCCAUAUCCCGAUCACCCUGACAGGUUUGACUACUGGACUCAAGUCCUGUUCCAGCAGUGCUUGAGUAGCCGCUGUUACUGGGAGGUGGAGUGGGAAGGAAACUGGGCCGGGAUCGGGGUGACCUACAAGGGCAUCAGUCGUAAGGGUGUGCCAAACAACUGUGUGAUAGGAUACAAUGGGAUGUCUUGGGGUCUGCACUGUUCUGCUCAUGGCUACGCAGCAUAUCAUAAUAUCAAGAGUAUUGCCAUUUCAGUCCCUUCAUCAGGUUGCCGUAGGGUGGCGGUGUAUCUGGACUGGGUGGCUGGCAUCUUGUCCUUCUACAGAGUCUCUCCUGGAAGAUCACUGACACACCUUCACACCUUCUUCACCACAUUCACUGAGCCUCUUUACCCAGGGUUUAGAGUCUGGGACUAUGGCUCCUCUGUCACACUGUGUCAGCUGAAGUAG